AUGUCAAUGUUUGAUAUCCUCAACAAGUCUCUGACGCCUGAGCUUGGUGCCAGGUUGAAUAGAUCAAGGAAAUUGUACCCAGGCCAGCCCCAGAAAGUUUUCGACCACUUCCUAGAGGCAGGUAGUGUGCCUUCAACAGCGGUUGCCAACAUCAACUUUGCCAGAAAGGUUCUUGAGUACACAGUCGACCAACCGGCUCUCUGCGCUGGCAUACUGGGCCUCCUAAAGUCGCUCGAUAACGAGACAUUGGCGAACUUUCUCUUCCCACGGGCGAGGCUGGAUACGUUGCUUGCCCAGAGACCUGGCAGUUUCCCUAAAGCUUUGACGCGGGAGAAGCUGGACGAUGUACGCUCCAACUUUCUGGAUGACAAGGCGUUGGUGGUCAUGCUUGUCCUUGUUAGGGCAGGCAAGUUUGCAAUCAACGAGAAAGAUCGGGUGACUGCAGACCGUGUCUUGACCACUAUCAUACAAAAGGAUCUUGAGCUAGACCCGACAGUGGUUCUGAAUACGUUGAAGAGCGCAAAGUUUCCUGGUCUAUCAAGCGUCGAGCCCCCCUCACUCCCAACAGAUGAUGAUGUGCGACAUUCUUUGGAUUUCAUCAAGUCUAUCAAGGGGCUCUCGACUAUAGUCAAUGAUGCCGAGGAUGUUCCAAGUCUCUGGAACAGCAAUUAUCGAUCUAUCCGCUGGAUUACGCUGAAGCCUAAGAAUACCUUCACCGAAGAAAUGGUAACUCUAGGCAUGAGUUCCGAGGUUGCACUGAAGAUACAUGAUUCAGCACAACGCAUUGAUUGCUGGAAUGAACAGCUUUGGCUGGCUUUAAUGGAAGCCCGUACCAAAGACUCCAUCCCGUUGCAGCCUAUUCAGGGUCAAGUCACCACCCAAAAGAACACGAGCAACACCAUUCAACACCAAGAGGGACCCACGGCCAAAUCACUCUAUAACCUCACCGACAUAUUUCGGCUAGAGGACGCAGCGUGCGAAGAGUGCUGCUCUGUUACUUCCUUAUCCGCAUACUUUGCGGACCUCAUGCUCCUGCUGAGCACCACCUCUCCCAAGGGUGCGGAACUUCCGCCGCGAGUUGAAGUUGCAGGAAAUGAGGUUCUGAGUUCUCAUCAAAAGAAGCUUAGAUUGCAAUCGAGGGACAGCCUACUCACUCUGCUUUCCAAGCGCCGGCCCGAUCUGAGGAAGCUUGAGUUAACCUGCGCCAACUCCCAAACGCUCAUUCCAUAUAUCCAACUUGUGAAUGAGGUGCUUGAAUCAUUUAUUCGCCACAAGAACACGGCUAGUGCCCUGGAAGACAAAGAUAAGCCACCCUUGAUCAAAGCUUUCAAUACACCGAUCAACACUGGAGACGAGGACGAUGAAUCAUUGGAGCCCGUAUAUCGCCCAGCGAAUAUGGAUUAUGAAGUUUAUUCCGAUUACAUUUCCAAGCAGAUGUUUCCGUUCACGUGCUUCCCCUACAACCAGGCGCGAGAUGUGGUCAAUCAGUAUUGCAGCACCUUUCAGCUUGAACUUUCUGACUUGAGCGAAGCUUUCAGUUUUCGGGAGCUUCUCCUGAAUCUCGUUUCAGCGGAUGAUAUUCAGGGUCUCUCACAGGACCUGCGAGACUGUUUACUUCGGGGUGCAGAAGAGGUACUGCAAAGGCAGUGGGCGGCGGAUAUUCUCGGCAUACAGAAGGUCGAGUUUGCAGCUAUCAGUGGCGAAACCUUUUUCCCGGUAUACUUUGCUGAUCAAUUACGAGGGCUCUCUAAUGGAAGCAUCACAAUAGACACAAGAUACCCAGAGGCUGAUAUGUGCAGGCUAUGGGGGUACAAAGACGACGAUACCAUGACUGACGCCACCAACGAGCUAGGCCUGACGUAUAUCAAGCGACAGCUAAUGCAGAGAUCUGGACUUGAGUUCCAGGAUAUUUCGGAUCUAGUCAAGACACAAUUCUUCGGACAGCAAGUCACGAUCACGAAUGCAACGGGUUCACAGACUUUCACGGGCUCCCUGGAGGAGCUGCGACUCGUGGCACAGAUAUACCCGUCCGGACAAGAGGCGGAUGAUCCGAAUGACGAAGACGAAGAAGAGUUCGAGCCUCUCACUGGACCUCUCACCCCAGAGAUAUGCUACAGUCUUCAAGCCUUCUUACGACUGCAAGCUAAAGUGAAGUGGUCGACUCGGGAUCUCGACGCGGCUAUCUUUUGUCUGCGAAACAAGGAGAUCCAGAACUCGUCAACCUUUAAGAUGCCUGCAGCACCGGUAGAAACAGACAUUUCCCCUUACGUGAUCAAAGGUAUCGCCCAUGUUGUCAGAUUAAGCAAACUUUGCGGCAUUGACGCACCGUCGUUGCUACCGUUAUGGGGACCAAUCGAUUCAUUCGGACCAAAGUCUUUGCUUCGCCGCAAGUUCCUCCGCCCAUCACUCAGCGAGCCUUUUGAUGCUUCCACAAAUGGAGGAUACUUUCUUAACGGCACAAAGAGGAUCCAGAUCCAGUCUUGCGGCCCCAGCAUAUGUGCAAGACUUUCGUGGCCUUACGAGCUGUUCGGGGAUUUGCUUCAAGUUACUGAGCUCGCACUGGCUGCACUGGACAUAGAGUCAUUCUCUAAGCUCUAUAGACAUGUCCUCUUGCUUCGUAUACUCAAGAUACCUGCCAAACUGUGCAUUCCUUUCUUCGAUGUGGUAUUGAGCAAGGGCAUGGGGAGUCCUUUCAAUAGUCCAAGAGACGCACUUCUGCUGCUAGAGAAGUGGAAGUUGUUGUUGGAUAAUGGCUGGGACGCGGAAACUCUGAUCAAAACAUUAGGAUCAACGAACGCAGGCGAGGACAAUGCAAGUGCCGGCAACAACUUUGGGUUCCAGCUAGCAUCAGCCAUGGCUGUCGGCUCGAAAGAACUCCAGAAGUCGCUCUCAUCACUGUAUACAACGGGCAUAUCAACCGCUGAGGAUGUUAUUGAAUGCGCGGGGCGUGCAUUUGAUGCGUCUACCGCAACUUCUGUGGUUGACUUUGUUGAAGGAACCCAAGUCAGCACAGGCACUAUAUCCAUUGCCAAGGAAGAUUUUGAGAGGUUGAUCCUGAUAUCCGCUAAGUGGCCUACCAGAUUAUCAAUUGGUCCUACCAGAAUCGAGAGCGGUACCUACCGUGCUGAAUUGAGACUUCUCGGAGUCUUAACCACACUGGAGAAGAAGCAACUGCAAGAAGACGUCAAGGAGCUACCAGCGGUUGCCGAAAAGAUCCUUUCAAUGCUGAAAAAGUCCAUCAAUGCACGAGAAAUCAUCAAAUCAAGGUUCAGAGAUACGCCUCAGGAUAGCAUACUGCUCCAGGACUGGCCUCCGUCCCAGGUCUUAGACAAGGAUCCCACAUCCUCGGAGGGCGAGAAAGCAACUGCACUGCAGCCCGAGACCAAAGUGAAGGCCAGUACUUCGCCAACUCAGGCUCGGCUUGAGGAGCAGAAGCUUAUCGAGGCUGAGGCACAGGUUCGCAAACGCCGAGAUGCCUUUGUGCAGCUUGCCAAGCCUACGAUUAUCCACGAUCUUCUGACGACUCUGAUCACAGAUACCAUCAAAGGGCUAUUUCCGGAGGCGGAUACUGAGAUCAUUCGGCUAUUGCUCACUACCAUUGUAAAAUUUUCUCGCCAAGGUGAAUCAUCAUCGACGACGAACUCGGCCAUGGAAGCUCUGCAGUAUUUGAGUGACGGUGCCAAAGAAGCCGGCUCGACAACUUUAGAUGCAUAUUUCACCCCGAGUGUUGCUUCUAAUUUCACGUUCCGACUUGCAGAGACAGGAGGCCGCAAGCUUCCCGAGCCCCCCAGGCUCGUAGUUGAUGGGAUGUUGAUCAUUUUCAAUUCUGAUACGCGAUCAUGGAGCCCCAUAUACAUGGCGAAGGGUCAGCCGUAUCGCCUGGAGAGCAAUCAUACCGCCUCCGAAUUCCUAUGGUCAACUGCCGAAUCAACCGAAGCCGAGAUAACAGAAGACAUGCUACUUCACCGUACCGUAACGUCGCGAGCGGCCGCUAUCUACGAUGGUAUAAGUCGUGUCGUAGGUAUCUGCCAAAGAUUGAAGCUUGGGACGGACGACCUUACGUACAUGGCUGUGGCACAACUGUCACAGGGGAAAUUUUUAAACGCCAAUCUCAACACCAUCACUCUGCAAGAGCUCGUUGACUUACAAAAGUACGUGAAAUUGAGAGAUCAAAGCAGGGGCGUUCCUGGUAAAUCGCUCGUCGGUCUCUUCUCGUGGUUGUCCGGCACCAAGGAAGCAGACGCCAAGACUAUCGCAGCCCAGAUCACGGAGUGUACCGGAUGGAAAACGACCCUUAUUGAGAGUAUACUGAGCUACAAGUACUCUGGGUACAGCCACACAGAGUUGAUGGACACUUUACGCAACUUUGACGCUAUUUUGGCCUUGCAAUCGAUUGUCGCCUUUGACCAACGGCUGGGAGGCACACCGGAAGCUUCUUCUAAGGCAUUAAUUGAAGAUCUCUUCAUUCUUGGACAGCCACCACGACAAUCCGCGGUCACAGCCGAGUACGUCACCGCAGCACGUGCCAUGCAGACCAGACUGAGUAGCUCACAGCGGGCAACUGCAGACGAAGGACUGAUGGAGAAUCAACGAACAGCGUUGGUGAACUAUCUUCUGCAGCAAGAUUACAUUAAAGACAUGGGAAUCUGGCACGCAGAUGGCUUGUUUGAGCGUUUCCUGAUCGAUGUCCAGAUGGGUCCCCAGCUGCGCACGUCGCGUAUCAAACAAGCCAUCUCGGUCGUGCAGCUGUUCGCCCAGCGGUGCAUCCUCGGCCUCGAAGAGGGUGUUUCCAAGACUGCUUUGCGGCAGGAGAAGUGGGCCUGGAUGCAGCAGUAUACUAUGUGGGAGGCCCAUCGCAAAAUGUUCCUCUAUCCGGAGAAUUGGAUCGACCCAACCCUGAGAGACGACAAGAGUGCGCUGUUCAAUGAUCUGGAGUCCUCACUCAUGCAGAAGAAUCUCAGCGUGAGCACUUUCUUACAAGCUGUUCAAAGUUAUGUUCACGGAUUGAAUGAGAUAUCGAGUCUUGAAAUCGUGUCAUAUCUACACGAGCCGCAGUCAAAGGACGUAGACGUCUUCCACUUCUUCGGGCGUACAAGAAUUGCGCCGCAUGUAUUCUAUUACCGUACCCUGACUAUCUACAGGGGAAGCAAUGACAUCUUUUGGCGAGCGUGGACAAAGAUUGACAUGGACAUCCCGUCUAUCGAGACAGAAUGGGAAGGAAAUCGACUCAGAAAUACGGGCACAUAUCUGCUUCCCAUCGUCAUCGGAGGAAGACUGUACCUCUUCAUGCCCUCAAUCGUUCCAAAGACCAUCGCAAAUGCCCAAGAUGCCGGCGUAACCCUUGGUCCUGGGGCACACGCAGAAGGUCCUGGAGCUCUGUCAGACCGUCCUGAACCUGUGUCCUUGUAUAUCGACCAAGCUCAAGUCGCGGCGCCCAAGCCCAAGCGCAUAUGGGAGAUCACAAUGGGUUGGACAGAGUUCGUAGCCGGCAGCUGGUCUCCAAAGCGCAUGUCUCAAGGGAGUUGUGACGUCGAGAUAACGAAUGCCUCUGCGACUCAGUUCCGAAUGGAUCCCAAAUUCUCCGGAUCCAAAUUGGACAAAUUGAAUAUAAUCAUCAGUUCGGCGCCAGACGUCGAUGGUGCUGCCGCUGGAGCAACUCGCUCAGGUACUUUCGAGUUCUGCCAAGACCAAAUGGUUUUCCGGGAUGAAACGACAGAUGUGGGCACAUCUAAUUCAAAUAAGCUCCCUAUGCUCUUUCAGAAGGUGGUUGGAAGCAACUUCGAGCCUGAUCAGUUGAUCGAAGGGGAAAAGUACGCCAAUGAUCAGGUUCUCCUCUGGGUGCCCAAGGAUUUGGCCUCCAAAACCACAAAAGACAACAUCACUUGGACGCUUUCAAAGUCCACCACGAGAGUAACAGGCUUGGUACUGAGCGCCGAACAGACCGACGGUACGAGCAUUAGCUACUUCAACUUGCCAAGACAGCCACUGGUUCGACCGAACAAUGUGGAAUGGGAUGCGAAGAGCCUGGCAAAUGACAUGGAGCUCAUCCUUCUCGAUCACACAUUUUCGCACGAGCUGAUGGAGGCGACAGCAGAUCGAAUCGAUCCCCUACGAAGUCUAUACAAUUAUCUGGCUCGUCUGCCCGUCCUAAAUCAUAGAGGAAGUUUCGGCGCCGGCAGUGGCGAUGUGUGGUACCACGAGCUGGGUCAUCCAACUGCGCUCUACAAUUGGGAGAUUGGUUUGCACGCCAUACUUCUUGCAGUGGACCGUUUCUUCUCUACGCAGCAGUUCGAGGAGGCGUUGCAGGUGGCCCGACUUGUAUUCGACCCGUCCGCUGACCUCGUAGUGGAGAUUCAGGAUGACGCAGGCCAGCCGCAGAGCGUUACAACUUGCUGGCGUUUCCCUCCAUUUCAAGAUAUGGCUCGAAAGAUGGCAAGAGACGGUGAGGCGAGCAGCGAUCUAUCGCUGCUGAGGAAAGAGGUUGAGCUUGCCGUCAAGGAGCGCCGUUCGUAUGGUUCACUCGUCCACGCGGCUGCGAGGGGGCGGCCAGCGUCGUAUAUGAAGUGGAUUGUGAUGAAAUACGCCGAGAUAUUGAUUGCGAGUGGCGAUAUUCACUUUCGCCGAGGAACACUUGAGAGUUUGCCGUUAGCCAUCCAGCGGUAUACAGAGGCCAGCCAUGUCCUUGGUCCGGAACCACCGAAAGUCCCGGACUUGGCAAAGAGGAAGAGGAAAGCCAUGACUUUUGAGCAGCUCAGAGAGGAGGAUAUUGUCAACGACCUGAUAAAACUCCAACUCCCACCUUUAUUCUCAGCCAUGAUGCAGAAAAAGAAGACUAAGGGCGCCGCGGAGAAAGGGGAGCGGGAUCCGAAGGGAGAGAACAUUGCGUGCUUCCUAAGGACGGGGUAUUUCGGCGUGCCAAUCAAUCCGCGGUUCAAGCAGAUGCGCAACCUCGUCCGCGGCCGUCUGUUUAAUAUCCGAAACUCCCUCGACAUACAGGGACGACCAAUAGUAUAUGCUUUGAGAGAGCCUCCAAUCGACCCCGCCGAGAUGAUGGCCCUUAGCAGCGCGGGAAUCAGUAUGAUGGACGUUAUGAGCGACAGUAGCACUCCUAUUCCCCGGCAACGGUUUGAAUUUCUCUUGGGCAAAGCUCUAGAACUGUGUUCGGAGCUGCGCUCGCUCGGAGACCGCUUGUUGUCUGCGAUCGAGAAAAAGGAGUCCGAGACUUUCGCUGCUCUCAAGGCUCGUCAUACCACCACCAUACAGCAGAUGAUGCUUGAUAUCAAGAAGGUACAGCUCGAGGAAUCCCAGCAGACCGUUGACUCGCUCAUGUUAAACCGGGGCUCCUUAGAGACGCAACUAUCCUACUAUCUCAGGUUGAUUGGCGAGCCUCUAUCUAAGGUCCCUAAACCAACAGAAGAUUGGAGCGAUAUACAGCAAGACAUUGACGACCCUACCGAGGACGACUUGAAGAUGUCUCCACACGAGGAGAGCGAAAUGGACUUGGCAACUGCUUCGACUGUCCUCAAUGUGAUAGCUGCUGGAAUGGAUGGCUUCAUCGCCCCAUUAUGUGCCGUCCCCCAAGUUGAAGGGUUGGCGGCACCUUUCGGUUGUGGAGUGAGUACAUCCUUCGGUGGUUCGCAACUCGCCAGUGCCGUAGCAGCUGGAUCGGCUGCUGUCAAGAUGGCUGCAAUGGUGACGGCGGAUCGGGGAACGAAUGCUGGGCGGAAGGCUCAAUUAACAAGGCAACUGCAAGAGAGACGCCUCCAGGCAAACAUGCGCGGCCGCGAUAUAAAGUCCAUCGACAAGCAGAUCGAGAUCCAGAGGAUACGCGUCAUGGCGGCCCGGAAGGAGAUUGACCUCCAGAAGUCCGAGUUCGAGGACGCUCAGCAGACUGAGGCGUGGUACCGGUCAAAGUACACGAAUGAGAACCUGUAUGCAUGGAUGGAGAAGAGUCUUCGAGGAACCUACUUCCAGGCUUACACACUCGCCAUAGCCAUGGCACAGCGCGCGGAAAGCGCCCUAUCAUUCGAUGAAGGCCGAAAGUUGUCUAUAAUCCGACCAGCUGGCUACUGGGAUGGCUCUCACGAUGGACUACUUGCUGCAGAUUCUCUAUACCUCGACUUGAAGAGACUCGAGACAGCGCAGCUCAACAGCGCAUCCGCGGACUUUGCGAUCAGCAAGACAAUUUCCCUGAGGCAGAUCGACCCCAUGGCACUGAUGAGACUCAGGAUCACGGGCGUUGCUGAUUUCUCCAUUGACGAACUGCUCUACGACGUCGACUUCCCAGGACACUACAUGCGCAGGAUCAAAUCGGUCGCUGUCUCGGUGCCGGCAAUCGUGGGACCGCACACUGGCGUGAACGCCAUCCUCACGUUGCUACAGCACAGGUACCGCACGAGCCAAAACGUGGCCGACGCGGCCGAUUAUAUUUCGUCCCAGACGGACGGUGAAUCUUUCCGGACGGAUCGAAUACCCAUCUCUACCAUCGCUAUCAGCUCAGGUUCCGGGGAUUCGGGAGUAUUCGAGCUCAACUUUAACGGACCAACCUACAUGCCAUUCGAGGGAGCGGGCGCCGUGUCCAGCUGGCGCCUCGAAUUCCCUGCCGCGAUCCGUAAGUUCGAUUAUGAGAGCAUCAGCGACGUGCUAUUGCAUGUCCAGUACACAGCACACCAGGGCGGCGCCUUGCUCAAGGCUGCGGCGAGCGAAGCAGUCCGCCAGGCGGCCGAGACUGCCGAUCGUCGCGGUAAGCAGGACGGAUUUUGGGCGAUCUGGGAUCUCAAGAACGACUUUUCCAACGAGUGGUACGGCUUCAGAAGCCGACUGGGAGCGAAGCCUGGGGCUGCUGGCGAAAUCGCCGCCUCUAUGAACCUCGGCGAUCUCAAAGGCCGGCUCCCUUUCUGGUCCCGACAGCGUUCCUCGCUGCAGGUCCACUCCACGAUGCUCCUCUCCAAGUCUCAAGCAUUGAUUCAGGCGCUGGACAUUGACAAGAUCCCAACUCCACCGAAAGACUCGAAGGAGCGUAAGUGGGAUGACGGUAGCCUUGGUGACUAUUUCACUAGGUCGUCCUCAGCCAGAAUUGACGCGCUCGACUGGGCGGUUCAGGCUGCUAAUGUUAUCGAGACCAAGUCAAUCGAUAAUGUUUAUUUACUGGUGCAGUAUUCGUUUCUCGAUAAUUAG
This is a messenger RNA of Neoarthrinium moseri, 9177 nucleotides long. RefSeq lists its product as uncharacterized. Bases 1 to 9177 code for a protein of 3058 amino acids. Lineage: Eukaryota; Fungi; Ascomycota; Sordariomycetes; Amphisphaeriales; Apiosporaceae. The record is from RefSeq and is a predicted model, not a curated record. The transcript is spliced from 2 exons.